GCUAAAGUGGGUCUUUACCUGGGAUGAUUGAUGUAUCUGGGUACUAAGGAAACUACCCAAUCAUAUCAUUAGGUUCAAGCUAAGACAUUUAAGUGCCGGCAGGCUCGACUGACGACAUUCUCAUCCGAAUCAACUUCCAAAGCGCGACCUUUGUUCAAUUUAUCAUUCUUCCUCUUCUAAACACUUUAAUCGUCCCAAUUUCUACGGACCAUAUCACGUAAUAAUGCCUCCAGCCCCUAGCCAGAAGGGUACUGGCAAGAAAAAUGCGAAUGCCAUAGGUAAGCGCAGUCGCAACACUACACCUAUGUCCAUCGGACCAUCUAGUGCGAAUAUACCACCUGUCGAUAUUAUCGAGACCGAGUUCCUAGAUCUUAGAUUAGAAUCGGUUCGCAGUAUAAACUACGACGAUCUAGUUGAUUCAACCGCAUCUAAUGCCGUAAUCCCCGAUUCCAAAAGUCUCGACGGUCUAAUCACUCGACUCGGAAAAUUGAAUGAAAUAAUUGAACGGCGCGGGACAUGGUGCGAUAAAGGAAUGCGCCUUGUAGCUGGACAUAGAAAGGCUCAUUUCGAUGAAAUGGCAUCUACUAGUAGAAGGGAUGAUACACGUAAAGAUGGUGAGGAAGAGACCGAGAGAAGAGCGAACAAGAAAAAGAGAAAAGCGAAUGAUAGUCUCGCACCCGGAGACGCCCAUACUGAACGAUCAUCUCCCUUGCGCGAUCAUAGCAAGACUCGAAAAGCAUCUCGAGACAACGAUUCGGCGAGCUCUUCUUUAUCGCCUGUCGCGCCUGCAACACCCGGCGCAAUGGAGGUAGACGAUAAGGCCAAGCUGGAUCACAGGGCUGAUGAAGAUUCCGAAUCCGAAGAUGAAGGUGCUCCUCCCCGUCGUGAGGCUCCUCAAAUCCAGACCUUUGGCGAAGAUCCCUCCACGUUCCCCGAUCCUACCGUUUACGAGAUUCGUCCAACAGAGCCUGGCAUGACUGUGGAUGAGCUGAAGGAGCUCUACUCGGUUGCGGUAUUCCCCAAAUCCGACCUCGCCGAGAUGAUUGCUGGUGAUCCGCCGGACAAGGACUUUAGUAGUGCCAAGCCCUCGAAUCAGAUAAGCUUUAGCACUUUCUCGACCUACGUCGAACCCUACUUCCGCCAGUUCUCUGAAGAGGACCUCGCCUUCCUACGAGAACGUGGCGACCGACUCACUCCCUUCGUUAUGCCCAAGCGAGGCAAGAAGCAUUACACCGAAACAUGGGCGGAAGAGGAUGGUGCCAUGGCGAUUGAUUCUACGCCGCCUGGAAGAGAUAAGCUCGCUUCCAAUCAGGCUCGUGGUACCAUCGACAAUAUGGACGAUGAUGUCGCAGAGACGGACAAGCUAUCGGUUGGUCCUGUGUUGUCGCGGCUACUUCAGGCGAUGCGCCCCGAGGCUCGUAUCCAACCUAGCGAGGAUAAGCCGAUGACCAACGGAAUUAACGGAGAUGCCGAAAUUAAGGAAGAGGUUAACGGCGAUUCCAACACAGGUGCAGCUGGUGAGGAGAAGAGUGUCCCACCUGCCACAUUCAUGACUGAAUCAUCAACUGAGGCUUGGAAGAAAGCUACACACCCCAAACUAGACUAUUCUCAGGUGGACGAACGAAUCAAGCUUGAACUACGUAACAUUGGAUUCCUUCCGCUAGAGGGGUUCGAUGGUGACUACGAUGGACACUACGAUGAUGAGGUCGCUGCCCGUUUGCGCCUCCUGCAAGAUCGACUGCGCGAGCAGAUGCUCAUCAAUGGCGCUCGCAAGGCCCGACUGACCGAUCUAGUCAAAGAAAGGAUGGCACACCAGGAAUACACCACUAUCCUUGAAGAUCUUGACACUCAAGUCCAAGGCGCAUACCUAAAGCGCACGCGUACGAUGGGCAAGAGCAAGAAGUCCAAGCGACCCGGAGGCGCCGGUGGAGGUAGUCAUCCAGCCGGAGGCGCAUCGGGUAUGGCUCGUCCAGGCAUCGGCGACGUAACCAAGACUCUUAUGGAGCGCCGAAAGCGAUGGAUCGAGAAUAUUGCCCCGGUCUUCAAUGACCCCAACCUCGGCAAGGUUCCCCGCGCCUCGAACCCUGGCAGCACCAUCUUCAAACCGGAGAUGAUGGCCGAUCUCAUGAAGAAGGAGCGCCAAGCUUGGGACGAAGAGGUAGAGGAGGAGUAGAGAUCCCGUCCUCAACAAUCAGAGCCUCAAAUCCCCGAACCCCAAAUUCCCGAGCCUACAAAGCCAGAGCCUUCGAAGGAACGUGAUCCCCAAAACAGUGGCGUUGAUGUUUGGUCACCGCGAUUGAGACAGCAUCGUCGGCGUAACUUCAGGGAGCUCCUUUAGCCGUCAUGACAUUGAUUGAGAUAGUGGCUCUAUGAUUGAUACUCGGUUAUGCAUCAGGUUAGGUAACACUUUGAAGGGUCUCUGGGUGGUAACAUCCGACAUAUUUCUGGGGGUUUGCUGUAUAACCUCAAGUCCGAGGUAAUAGCCUUAUGCUAGGCUGUAAAUAGUCCUCAAUUCGGAUUCAGUUCUACCCCAA
Messenger RNA from Annulohypoxylon maeteangense, 2534 nucleotides. Its product is annotated as histone acetyltransferases subunit 3-domain-containing protein. The record is from RefSeq and is a predicted model, not a curated record. Gene Ontology annotation, cellular component: SAGA complex. Gene Ontology annotation, molecular function: transcription coactivator activity. The coding region runs from base 224 to 2173 and encodes 649 amino acids. NCBI's taxonomy places the organism in Eukaryota, Fungi, Ascomycota, Sordariomycetes, Xylariales, Hypoxylaceae. Gene Ontology annotation, biological process: regulation of transcription by RNA polymerase II. The transcript is spliced from 2 exons.